AGCCAUGCAUUAAAAAAAACCCACAAAAUUAGCUCGCUAUCAUAUCAUAGUAUCAGUUACUCAGCCAACCUUUAAUAGCUCUUUCCCAUCAAAUCAUUAAAUAUCGAGUGAAUAUUUCCAGAGGAAAAUGAGAGAAGGGACACGGGUGGAUCUGAACCGGUGCACGGCCGCUCGGCUCAGCGCCGUUUCGGGGAUUGCUCCGGACACAGCCGGGAGAAUCAUUACAUACCGCCGACGGAGAAAGCGACUGGGCAGUGUAAGGGAUGUCUUGGACGUGAGAGGGGUGACGGAGCAGGAUUUGGAGAUGCUCAGACUAACUACUCAAGUCCGUCGGUUACUCACAUCACCACAGGCAACCAAGGCAGCAAAACCCAGACAAUCCGUCCGAUCUGUCACCUCACCCAAACAGUCACAGGGAGGGACGACCGGACGAAAACAAAAACCCAUGACAUCUAAGAAAGGUACACAAACACUCGAGACCGGUGAUUCCCGGAGAAAGAGGGUUGAGGCUGCAUCUGUGAAGAGGAGCAAGACGAAGACUCUACCUGUAAAAAGAACAGCGGCCAGCCAGCGCUCGAAGAGACAGAAGAUUGUGAAGAGUAGCCGACGGAAGUCAGACGGACGACGGACACAGAAAUCUGAAAAGAGUCAUCAGGUUUCGGUAGGCCUGAUGACCUCUUCUAAGAAGAGGAAUUCGCCAACAACGGGCCUGUUGAUUUGCCGGGAGGCCGAUCGACUCAAGGCAUCCGAGGGCUUGGAUUACGUCGACAUCUAUGGAUCACCGAGACCCUUGCUGACAGUAUCAGGACCGAGGGAGGGAGUGCAGCUGGCCAGGGCACAGAUCAACAAUUGCGCCGUCACCGUACACCUGACAGAGAGGGCCCCUCUCAUGUCGCCCAUGGUGACGGUCAACAUUCCCUCCUCCCUUCUGGAUGGAUCCCCGGGGUUGAUGUUUUUCAGUGAAGACAAGGGUGCAUCGUUGCCGUCAACAGAUGCAAAGGAUGCAAGCAUGCCGAGGCAAGGGGGUGGAUCCGUGCAGUCCGGCCCUACUGUGACAGUCGAAAAUAAAGACCAGAAUAAUUCCAACAACCUGGCACAAGAAAAAGGGGCAGAUGAAGUCCAGAAAGCGAGCCCCCUGAAGAUACUGGCGGAGGAUCAACAGGAGGGAUAUAUGGCAGGAUCUGAAACUGACCACACGACUCCAAGCGUUACCCAAAACCAAGCACCCCCUGAAGGCCAAACUCCAAUUUCCCUUACCGUCGGCAAUGACAGUAACUUAGCGGCGUCGAAAUCUACAGGGAGAAGACGGAAAACAAGAAGCCAGAAGAAGACGGCAGAGAAGGUACAGCUGUGGCUUGAGAACUCCAGCUGCUCCUCCAGUUACUUCAACCCCGAGAAAGCCGGCGUUGUUGGGAACUUGUUCGACGGAGAGAAGAGGCAGCAAGAUGAAGACUUCCUGAUGUCGGGGAUUGCCCCGCUACUCCUGACGACACCCGUUGAUGAUCAGUCAGAGAAGGCAGCACGACAAUCACUCAUCGGUGAACCACGACCAGGGUGUAAACGUGACUUAGAACAGGAGCUGGAAACCGCAGAAACGCCCCUGACGCCAGCCGCCGAUGGUGCCGCGGGUAAGACUGACAGAUCGGUGCAAACGCCAUCGUGCUCGUGCCGGUCGUGUCGGCGGAAGAGACGCGCCAGGAGACGGUCGGCCGAGGCAGCGGGCGAGCGGCGUGACCAGCCUGGGUCAGGGGCCAAUUUCACCCCUGUCACGUCGCCUGCAGAGGAACUCAGCGCCGCUUGGUGUUUGCUCCUAUAAAUAGGCCGAGUUACGGGUGUAAGAGAAUAGCAUGUUGACACGUUUGAAGCAAAACGUUUCAAAAUAGCUUACCGAGUGAUUUUUUUUUCUUCUAAAUGCUGAUUUGGAGACUUGCCAUUUAAAUGGACCAAAACUUUCGUGUAGUUCCUUCAGAGCCGCAGUAGAGCAAUUUAUUUUCAAAUAAGUUACCGGCACGUCUGUGUGGAAUGCGGAAUGUCAAAAGUGCUUAUUUCGUAAAAAUAUAAUCGUGCAUUAUUCCUCAGUUGGGUAUCUACAUCUUUAAUUGGACUGUCAUUUUGACUUGUCCGUUUCAUUUUACUUUUUACUGCUACUAUUUUUUGUUUGCCUUAAUUUUACAGUGUAUGAUAUUUUUAAUGUCACAAUCACAUUAUUGCCCAAUUUUUUUUCUUAUUUUAAAAUUGAUUAAUUUAAAAUGCGCUAUUCUCUUACUCUGAUUACUCAAUGCCUUAUGUUUUGGGUUUUUUUCUCACUAAUGCGUCAUUGUUGCGUAAUAAACAGAACCAAAACCAAAACCACCCGUUUUUGCAGUUCAGACAUUCAAUAAAUCAUUCAUGAUAAAAGUA
Messenger RNA from Patiria miniata (bat star), 2400 nucleotides. RefSeq lists its product as uncharacterized. The record is from RefSeq and is a predicted model, not a curated record. Bases 128 to 1816 code for a protein of 562 amino acids. The transcript has 2 exons. NCBI's taxonomy places the organism in Eukaryota, Metazoa, Echinodermata, Asteroidea, Valvatida, Asterinidae.